Molecule: messenger RNA, 750 nt
Organism: Closterium sp. Naga37s-1
Lineage: Eukaryota; Viridiplantae; Streptophyta; Zygnematophyceae; Desmidiales; Closteriaceae
Source: the annotation of a GenBank genome assembly
AUGGCAUCUCGGAUCACCACGUCUCUUGUUGGAUCCGCUGCGGUGUGCGGCAUCAGCAGUAGCUCCAGCAGCACGCGCCACGGCGCUAACGUCUUGGAGAUGUGGCGGCGCGCGAUUGCAUGGCGCGUGGGGCGCUUCAGCGAGAAAGAGCAGUGCGCUAUCCACCCCCCCCGUGCGUCGCUCGGCUUCUCCCCUCUGCGACCCAAGCCCGUGGCUAAGCCGCCCAGCAAGAAGCCCAGGCCCAGGGAUGUGAUGGGUACCGCUGCUGCUGUGAAGCCCAGAGCAGUGCACAGCGGUCAAGCGACCGUCGCAGCUGCAGCAACCAAAGCCACGGCAGCUAAGGCGACACCAGCAAAGACGACGGAAGCUAAGCCGACUUCAGUUAAGGCAACGCCAGCUAAGGCGACGCCAGUUAAGGCGACGCCAGCUAAGGCGGCGCCAGCUAAGGCGACGCCAGCUAAGGCGACGCCAGCUAAGGCGACGCCAACUAAGGCGACACCAGCUAAGGCGACGCCAGCUAAGGUGACGCCAACUAAUGUGACGCCACCAACUAAGGCCGUGCCAGCUAAGGCGACAGCAGCUAAGGUGACAGCUGCAAAGACGACGGAAGCUAAGGUGACGCCUGCUAAGGCGACGCCCAUGGCACCAGCUAAGGCGACACGUUCUAGCCCUACUGCCGCGGGUGUUGUGGGAGAGACGGGAGGAGAGGUGGAGGAAUGUGGUGAGCUGGAAUGGGGAGGCAUGGCAUGA